Molecule: messenger RNA, 2614 nt
Organism: Cryptotermes secundus
Lineage: Eukaryota; Metazoa; Arthropoda; Insecta; Blattodea; Kalotermitidae
Product: T-box transcription factor TBX20
Exons: 6
Coding region: 789-2369 (526 amino acids)
Biological process (GO): heart development; cell fate specification; regulation of transcription by RNA polymerase II
Cellular component (GO): nucleus
Molecular function (GO): DNA-binding transcription factor activity, RNA polymerase II-specific; RNA polymerase II cis-regulatory region sequence-specific DNA binding
Source: RefSeq, a predicted model, not a curated record
UCUAGCAGCACUCGCUGGUGUCGCGACAACACGCCAACAGCGCAGCGAUCUCAGGUAUCGGCUUCGGGGGCUAAACCGAGCACAAUUCUCACUCUCUCACUGGGACAGCUACAACAACGUAAAGUGUAAAGUGUAACGUCCAGGUAGAAUCCAAACUCAAAGUGACAGUGUGUUUAGGGGGGCUCUGUGGGGUUUCCAAGCGCCACGCCCCCUUCCCUGACUGCUGGGUGGUCCAUAGAACAGCGUGCCCCCGUGCCGUGUGCUGGGCGGACCAAGUGAAACAGAAAAGAGGGGUAAAAAAAAAAGGAUAAAUGAAGAACAAGAGAAAUCCAACUAACUUGUGUAUCUUCAGACGUGGAAAUGUCGUUAAAUAGUGAUCGCACAGAAGCAGCUGCUGUGUCAGUGUUGUUAGAAGCACGACGACUAAUUCACACGAUCGCUUUUUGUGGGAAGGUUCAGACUUAAUGACACUGGUGAUGACAUUUCGACCGGACGCUGGGAAACUCAAGCCCCGUCAACGGAGAUAAACGAUUGUUCUGGUGAAAAGUUCAGUGAUCAUUAGGUUCUGCACUGAUGGAGGGGAUCACAUCCUAAAGGAAACAAACCGUUCAGGAUUCUUCCGGGUAGCGACAUGUGAUGAUGAUAAUGAUGAUGAGGAUAUGUCAAAGUGAUGACAGAAGAUGCAGGAAGCUGGUGGUGGGAAGUGAACACCUGUGUCAUGUCUCCAAAGCAGUGAAACCCAUGUGGUCCUGAACUGAUAGUAACGGGGUUCAAAACUCGCUCUCUCCAUGCUGUUGCAGACCAUGGAGGAGAACUGUACGCUCCGACCCUGCGCCACCGACUUCUCCAUCGCCGCCAUUAUGGCGCGGCACGACCGUCGCAGUCGCAACAAGCAGCAAGAGGCGUCGGAUACUCUGUCACCACUAGAGAAGUUCGUGGAGACGACAACUACGUCUUCGUCCGUGGCGAGUAGCUCUCCUGAGCCGACGACGCCACGACCAAGCAAAGAAGAUGAACUAGAAGAAGAGGGUCGUGAGAGUCCUCCAGAGAUAUCGUCGUCUACGUCAGACUGCAGCGCGGGACAUUCGGGCGGUCGAGGAGGCAAAAAGUCGCCCCCAACGUCACCAUCGCCGCCAAAGAAUCCGCUGCUACAGGAACGCUUCAGCUGCGAGGAACUGCGCCAUGUUGUCUGUCACCUCGAGACCAAGGACUUGUGGGACAAGUUCAAUGAGCUGGGCACCGAAAUGAUCAUCACAAAAUCAGGAAGGCGGAUGUUCCCCACGUGCCGCGUCUCCUUCACGGGUGUUAGACCCGACCAAAGGUACGCCGUGCUGAUGGACAUUGUUCCGGUGGACAACAAACGGUAUCGGUACGCGUACCACCGGUCAUCGUGGCUCGUGGCCGGUAAGGCCGACCCUCCCGCCCCCUGUCGCCUUUACAUGCACCCCGAUUCGCCCUUCACCGGGGAGCAACUCAGGAAGCAGGUCGUCUCCUUCGAGAAAGUCAAACUCACCAACAACGAGAUGGACAAGCACGGCCAUCUGGUUCUCAAUUCGAUGCACAAAUACCAGCCACGGAUCCACCUCGUGAAGCGUCACGAAUCAUCCGGAAGUUCUCCUAUCACAGAUCUGGAGUCUGAAGAAUUCAAAACGUUCAUCUUCCCAGAGUCGGUUUUCACAGCGGUAACAGCGUACCAGAACCAGCUGAUCACCAAGCUCAAGAUUGACAGCAAUCCAUUUGCUAAGGGCUUUCGGGAUUCCUCGAGACUCACAGAAUUUGAAAGGGAGACGAUGGAGUCCAUGCUGGCGGAACAGCACUACCUGCGUUCCCCUCUGCGUCCCUUCACCGAGUUGGACACCCACAACAACAACCUAACACUGGAGGAGAAAGCGUUACUUGCAGCGCGGUCUCAGCUGUUCCUGCGUGCAGCGGCAGCCGCUGCUGGUCCAUAUGCCCCUCUCAUGGGUCCCAUGUGUUCCCUGUACGGCGCCGCAAGUGGUGCUGGCCCCGGGGGCGGUGGGAGCGGAGUUCCUCCGGGCAUGCUAUGGAGUCAGUGGGCGUGUCUGGGCCCUUCACUCCUUGCGGCACACCACCAACACGCGCAACAUCUGGUGGCAGCUGCUGCAGCUUCUAGCAACGCUGUCGCUGUUGCUGCCGCCACUGCCUCUCACCAGGGUCCUUCACCGGCCCUUCCUCGGCCACUCUACCCCCCACAACUGACCAGUGGCCUCUCGCAACACCGGUUCUCACCUUACGGGCCACCGGCGAGCAGCACCAGGAGAACCGUGUCACCAGUGUCACCAGUGACGUCACCGGACAGUAUCCAGGAUACUUCAGAGAUUUCGUCCCACAGUCCCAGUCUGACGUAGGCAUGGACAUACCGAUGUGAGGUUAUCAUGAUGACGAAUGUUUCCGGGUAAUGACACAUGGUCACUUCUACACUGGAGGCUAUGAAGCGACACAACCAUCUACCAGACUACGAAUGGACAAUGUUAUGACCUCUAAGAUAAAGAAGAGAAGCCUUCUCUUUUGGCCAUUUUAUCAACUUAAAUGGCCGCCUCUGUGGUCUAGUGAUCAGAGUUCCUGGCUACAUAUGCACAGGUCCCGGGUUCGA